AUGCCGGAUGAUACAACAACUGCUACAACUACCAAGUCACCUUUCCCCCAUCCUUGGUGGGUUUCUUAUUCUUUUAGAGAACCAUUACCAAAAUGCAAGGAUGAGUGGCUUAUAAACGAUAUAUCAAAUUCAAUUCGAGAAAAAUUAGAAUGGCGAUCUAAAUACAAAGACCCAAUUAUUUCUGAAAAAUGGAAACAAGAAGUCAACUCCAGCUUAGUAGGUAAGACUAAAAUUCCUAAUGAAAUCAUAUCUUAUGUGUUGGAAGAAUUGAAGUGGUAUGAUAAAAUGGCAGUAAAUAUUGGUGGCGGGUUUGCAGUUGGUUGCGAUCCUAAAAUUGUAUUCUCAGACUCAUGUAUAGGUGAAGAGACAAAUGCUGAGUUGAAGAGGUUAAGUGAUUUAUUCCAAUUGGAUUUUGGUGAAGAUAUUGAUUAUCAUCCCGGAUCAAAUGAUACAGUAAUUGAUUUGGUGCACCCUUCAUUAUUCCCUCUUCAAUAUGGUAAAACGCCCAUAUAUGGUACUUCGGACAAAACAAAAUUAGAAAUGGUUGAAUUUUCAGAAGAUAUUUACAAAGUUAAAGAAGGAGUCAGCUUUGGUACUUCCAAGCGCUUUCAAUGGUUACCGGCAUUAUUUGAAUUAAAUCUUGAAAAUAAAAAUUACGAAAUCAAGUCUUAUAUUAACAAUUUAGAUCCCAUUGAGUAUACAAACUUGUAUGAAAUAAUAGCUAAAAUAUUCAAUUUAAUAAUCCCUGGUUUGAAUCAUACACUCUCGGCUUAUGGUCUGACUGAAUAUUUAAAAAUCGAAAUCCCUAUUGGGGACGAUGCAUAUGAAGAAAAUUUCAUGAUUGAAUUUGAUCGGAAGAUGGAAGAACUUGAUAUGCGGCAUCCAGAGGCUAGUGAUGAAGAAUACGAAGCAUUAGAAAGAACUAAAGUCAAUGGAUUGAAGAAGUUUAUGCCAAAGUAUCCAGCAGAACCGAGGAUCGACAAGACAAUUGAUGUUAAAGAUUUUCAACAAUUAAAAGUAAUUGUAAAAAUGGCAAAUAUUGAAUUAACUCCCGAUAAACCUAGAUAUGAAGGAGGCUCGUGGCAUGUGGAAGGUACUAUCAAUGAAGACAUAGUUGCUACGGUUCUAUAUUACUAUGAUUGUGAAAAUAUAACCGACUCCUACUUGAAGUUUAGAUGUUCAUUUGGGGACCCAAAUUAUCCACAGAAUGAUGAAAUCUAUCCAAGAGAGAUAUAUGGUAUAGAGAACGAAGAUAUAAUGGUAAGAGAAAUUGGACAUGUACAAGCAUUGACUAACCGAAUAGUGGUAUUUCCCAAUAUUUUCCAGCAUCAAGUACAACCUUUUGAGUUGCUUGAUAAAUCUAAACCAGGUCGCCGUAGAAUCUUAUGCUUCUUUGUGGUUGAUCCUUACAACCAAAUUGUUAAAUCAACUUUGGACGUUCCACCUCAGCAGUUACAUUGGUGGGAAAAUGAGUCCUUGACUCAAAAAUUAGGUCGUUUGAGUGUGGCGGACACAACAAAAUUGAAUAAACAAUCAUUGGAAGUGGCUUACGAAAUCAGGAAACAAUUGAUGGAAGAACGAAGUCCGGGCAAUGAUCCUAUGUGUGCUUUUAGUAAUGAGUUCAGUCUAUGUGAACAUUAG
Messenger RNA from Scheffersomyces amazonensis, 1641 nucleotides. RefSeq names its product DUF4246 domain-containing protein. The record is from RefSeq and is a predicted model, not a curated record. Lineage: Eukaryota; Fungi; Ascomycota; Pichiomycetes; Serinales; Debaryomycetaceae. The transcript has a single exon. The coding region runs from base 1 to 1641 and encodes 546 amino acids.